Messenger RNA from Chelmon rostratus (copperband butterflyfish), 3359 nucleotides. Its product is annotated as zinc finger protein 2 homolog. The transcript has 3 exons. The record is from RefSeq and is a predicted model, not a curated record. Bases 379 to 2208 code for a protein of 609 amino acids. NCBI's taxonomy places the organism in Eukaryota, Metazoa, Chordata, Actinopteri, Chaetodontiformes, Chaetodontidae. Gene Ontology annotation, biological process: regulation of transcription by RNA polymerase II. Gene Ontology annotation, molecular function: RNA polymerase II cis-regulatory region sequence-specific DNA binding; DNA-binding transcription factor activity, RNA polymerase II-specific.
AGCAUUCGCCUGCUUGAGUACAUCUACGGAUUGUCUGUCGUAUGUUUUGUUUAGCUUUCGACCAGAUUUUAUAGUUUUGUUCUCAGCUAUAACUAAAAGCCAAAAGACGUUAGAGUAAUUAAUUAAUGUACGUUUAUGUUACAUAUGUAGAUUCGUCGGCAGCAGCACAUUCGCUCUUACUGGUCCUCCGGCUGACCGCAGAGGCGAACAUGGCGUCAGCCAGCAGUCUGUCCCUGCUGGGCUUCAAGCAGCUGUCAGUCCACCUGGUGGACUGUUUGAAGACACCGACAGACCCGAGACUAGCUAUAAAACUGGAGCCAGAAGGUGAGCAGCAGAUACUUAGUCCUCGAUCUGAAGGAGCCGUGCUUGGUGGACUGCAUGAAACCUCCAGGACCAAACGGACACAUGGUCGAUCUGGCAGCACAGCAGAGUCACAUUAGCAUCAAGGUCGAGUUAGAAGACGACAAGGAGCAGUUUGACGUCUGUGAGAAUGGGCAGCAUAUAAACACAGAACUGGACCAGAAGCCAGACUGGUGUGACACAAACGAAGGAAGAGGAGCGUCGGAGUGUGACGACGAAGACCUCAACUGUGAGGAAACUAAAACUGAAGAAACGGAUGAACUGCAGCUGAGUCACGCGGUGUCACUCACUGGGACACAGUUAGUGAUUGAGGAGGAUGGUGGCGACUCCGAUGGGGUGGUACGUCCCAAACAGGACUACAGGUCAUCAGAGUGCCUUAAAACAGCCGUGCUCAGUAGUUCAGAGGAGCGUCAAGAGGAAACAGAUGUGAAAUCACAAAACAGGCCCUCAGACGACAUCACCACACCGAAGCCACAUGGAGCAGAUGUGGAAGCCUCUGAGCCUGAGGGUGGAGGUAAAAACAAAGGUGAGAUGAACCAGCAGGAAGGUGCAUGCAAAGCCCGACAUCACCACUGUGAGCACUGCGGGAAAUCCUUUGCAAGGAGGAGCAAUGUCAUCAGACACCAGCGGCGUCACUGCAGCAUGACAGGAGGGGCGCCGAGCCAGCCAGAGUCAGAACGGACCGAGCAGGAGACGUAUUCGUUCGACGAAUGCAGCUCGACGUCCUGCGCUAAACCACACUUAAGACUGCAUGUGCACAUCCACACAGAGAACAGGGAAAACCACGGGGGUAAAGAAACGUCUGAAGAGGCUCCGCGAGAGAGACGUCACGCAUGCAAACAAUGCAGUAAGAGUUUCUACUUGCUGCACACCCUCCGUCAGCACCUCCUCACCCACACGGGAGAGAAAUCUUACAGCUGCAAGGUGUGUGGGAAGCAGUUCGGAAGGGAGGGCACCCUGAAGGAGCAUCAGGUGAUCCAUACGGGGGAGAAACCAUUUAAAUGUGAACAGUGUGGCAAGACUUGUGCCCGGAGGGGAGACCUGAAGAUCCACAUGCUCAGUCACUCUGAUGAGAGGCCAUACAGAUGCACCUACUGUGGGAAAAGCUUCAAGUAUCAGGCGAAACUGAAGCAGCACGAACGGGUCCACACGGGGGAAAAACCGUAUCUGUGCAAGCUGUGUCCGAAGCAGUUCAGAACCCACAUGUCGCUCACGGCUCACCAGUACACCCACUCAGGAGAGAAACCCUUCAAGUGCAACCUGUGCCCGAAGGCCUUCAGCAUCAGGAACAACCUGAAGAAGCACCAGAGGAUUCACACCGGAGAGAAACCCUACAGCUGCUCACACUGCGGCAAGGACUUCCGGCUCCUGCAGCACCUCGUCAUCCACGAGCGCGGCCACACCGGGGAGAGACCGUACAGGUGUGACAAGUGUGGGAAAGGUUACGCACACUCAUCAGGUCUGAAAACACACCAGUCCACUCACGAGGAGAAGCCGCCGCAUUGCUCUGCGUGCGGGCGGGACUUCGCAGAGCUCGCGGCGCUGACCGGUCACGAGUGUGGACAGCUGGCGGAGAAACCACACAGUUGCUCCCAGUGCGGCAAGCGUUUCUCCCAGAUGUCGAACCUGAAGACGCACCAGCUGGUCCACACAGGGGAGAAACCCUACAGGUGUAAAGAGUGCGGGAAGCAGUUCAACCACAAAAGCAACCUGACCAAACACGAACGCAUUCACACAGGCGAGAAGCCCUUUGAGUGUGAGCGCUGCAAGAGGGGCUUCAGGCUCCUGCAGCACCUCAUAAACCACCGACUAACACACACCAAGAAAGAUGCAAGACUUUGUAUCUGAGAUUUUGGACCCUCUUUUGUUGUGGAAGCUUAAAAAAUUUGAUCGUAAUGAAAUAGUUUGGAUUAACGAGCUGUGACUCUGCCCCCACAUGCUCUGUGGCUCUGUAUGAAUGUGUGUGUUUGUGUGUUGUUUCACGUUUUAAAAUGACGUGGAGGUCUUUUCUGUCGUGUCUGUCAGUCGGUCAGAUAUGUUUGUUCUGUUGGUUCCUGCAGUCACAAAUUAACAACUACAUACCCAAAAAUAAGACAAGAACACAUUUCAGUGGUGCUUAUUCCCCAGAAUUUAACUCAACCUGCACCCUAACUUAGGAUAAAUUAACCUUUUAACUUGUUUCCGACCUUUUCAACAUAUUCAUGAUAGAACGUAGUCUUAAUUUCUCGUGUGAGUCACUUUCAGGAGAUCAUACCGACCUCGUGAGCAUUUCUGGACUUUGAAUGUUUUUCUUCGCUAAGAGUUGUCCACAGUUUGUGUGACGAGCUGGAGACAGCAGCUGCAGCGGCGCCCCCUGCUGGGAAAACCACUGAUCAAAUAUGACGCAUCAGCAGUCUCAGAUUGUUUAAAGCUACACAGUUCAGUCUGUUUUUUCUUGAUUGUGUUUUUUGUAUGUUUCUUGUUGCACUGAUGUUUCUAUUCUUUAAUAUUGUUUAAUUUUGCAAUAACAACCCACAGUUCAUCGUGCGGUAUUUCUAGCACUUUUAUUUAACUGUGUUGUAUGUAAGUGUACACAAAAAAGUCUGCACAACUUAAUUUUUCAUCCAAAUUCUGGACUGAAAAUAAUCUACGCUCAAGUUAGAGAGCUAGAUGGUCAUAUUGUUCAAAUAUCUGUGUGUUAUACAUGAAACUGAAGCUAACAGUCCGACACCCACAGAUUAAACAAAAUAUGACGUGUGGAUUAGUGAGCCUUAGCAGUGUGAAUUUUAUCACAUCUGUUGUUGCGGCUAGCUGUUUCCCUCUGUUUUUAGUCUUUGAGCUAAGCUAAGCUAAUUGCUCUCUGGCUGUAUCGUCAUAUUAGGAACAGUAAUGAGAGUAGCAUCAAUUUUAAAUAAUAAAGGAUUUUUUUGGGUAGGAAAGCUGCUAAAUAUGAAGCCGCAGCCAGAAAGAAGGCAAAUGAACUGUUCAUUUAACUUUUCACUAAUUUAACAACAAUAAAC